CUAUGUGUCAGGAGACAUAUGACGCGAGCCCAGCUUGAUCCAAAAUGUCGUCAGCUGCGUCCUAUCCAAAGCUAGGGACGUAACAGAUUCGUUCCUGCGCCCGAUAGCUGUGACGCUAUUGCGGCGGAUCUCAGAGCUCGAGCUCGGAUCGGCAGCGGGAGAGAAGUCAUCGCUUCUCCUGCUGCUUUUAGCACACUGCGUAGGGUUACAGCAGGUUAGGCCUGGAACCAGCUGUUAUUUAAGAUGAACCCUUAUGACUGAAAGUGACCCCAUUUAGUAAGCUGUCAGCUUCCAGUGGUCACAGCCAUGCCUGAAGAUUAGAGCCUCUCUUUGCUUACAGCAAUACAAAUAUAGAAGAUUCUACAUGAUUCUUCAUGUAGACCUUCCUGUGUUUGUCCUGCUGUAUUGAAUCCAUCCUCCGGUACAUUAGUAUAAGUUCUGUCCCUUUCAUACCACUCCCCCAUGUCCAUCUGGGAACAUGCAACUGCAUCGAAUGGCUCCAACCUAGUCUCAUGCGUCCAGUGAGUGGAGAGUCAGACGGCCCUGCCCCUGAAAGAGUAUCACAGGCCUUCCCUCCGUCUGGCCCUGUGCCCUCCUCAGAGAUGUCUUCACUGCAGUCACUUGGGCCAGUGCAGAGUUGGCUGGGUCAGGAGCUGGAGAAAUGUGGCAUAGAUGCAGUGAUCUACACCCGCUACGUCCUUAGCCUGCUGCUGCACGACAGCUAUGACUAUGACCUGCAGGACCAGGAAAAUGACAUCUUCCUGGGCUGGGAGAAGGGAGCGGGAAAGAAAUGGGGGAAGAGCAAGAGGAAGGGAGGGACCGACCUUAGUCUGGAAGAGAUGAAGAAACAAGCUGCUGUGCAAUGUUUGCGUUCAGCAUCUGAUGAAAAUUCUGGAAUUGAAAGCUUGGUUGAGGAACUUUGCUCCAAACUCAAGGAGAUUCAAAACAAACAGAAAGAAAAAGAAAAGCAAGGAAGUAAAAAGACAGAUAUAUCUCAGUCUCCUGAGCUGGAUGAAUCACCUUCCUCCAAGGACCAGGUUGAGAUGUACUAUGAAGCUUUUCCACCACUUUCUGAAAAACCUGUUUCCUGUCUCCAAGAAAUUAUGACAGUGUGGAACAAAGCAAAAGCUUGCACAUAUUCCAGCUCAUCAUCUGCUGUCCCUCAAACAAGCACAGACACAUCCUCCCCAAAAGACUGCACUAGUGAAGGUGAAGCUUUUAAGGACCGAACACUCGAAGCACCCAGCUCCACUUUAACCAGCGAGAGGGCCCAGCAGCGACGCACAAAGAGGGAGAAGGAGAACCGAUUCCAUGGUAGCGCUACAUCAGUGGCAGAUGAUCAGGUUACUUCUCAAAGUAAGAAGCAGGCCAGACACCGGACAGAGGGGAGGUUCCGCCCCAGAUCAUGGUCCUCUGGCUCUAGUGAGGCUGGCUCAAGCUCCAGUGGCAACCAGGGUGACCAGAACUCUAUUUGCAAAGCAGUCCGCAUUAGACACAAGUCUCGAGAGGUCAGCAGCAGAAACAAAAGAGGGCGCAGCGGUGGACAGGUCAAACUGGCUUUAAAAGUGAUUGACAAAGAGGAAAGGAAAAAUGCACGUCGCAGCAUAAGCACCACUGGAGGCCCGCAUAAGCAACAGCAGCACUACAUGAAAAAAGGCAAGAGACCUCUGAGGGAGAUUCGCAAAGAUGCUAAUCUGGUCGAGGCACAGGAGUCAGGAGGAGAGGCCAAUAAAAAGGAAUAUAUGGAGGAGCCUCUUUGGUACACAGAGCCCAUCUCGGAGUACUUUGUCCCCCUCAGCAGAAGCAAAUUGGAAACAAAGUAUCGAAGUAAAGACGACUCCACGACUGACUUUGAUAUGUCCAUAGAUGUGGACUGUCUGUCAGAGAGAAUUCAAGGAAUAUGCAUUGCAAAUUCUUUCCAAAGGGCGUACCUUGCGGCAGGCACUUUUGUGGACGGGCACUUUAUCGAAGUGCCCGGUGAAGGUGAUGAAGAGUGUACUGAACUGAAUGGGAUUCUGAGCUACCCUCCUCCUGAUGAUGGUCAAGAUAUAGAUGACAAGCAUCUGUCUGAAUUCACUCACUUCUAUGAAGUUGAUCUUUAUCAAUCCAUAAUGGAUCCUAGUGCCUCCGAUGCGGUACAAGAAAGUCGAAUCUUGAACAUGAUUCGUCAGAAGAGCAUUGAGCGAAAACACUUUGAAGCGGGGUGUGUAGUUUUAGAUGGCCUUGAGCUGCAAGAGGAAAGUGCAAUAAGGGUGGAUUCUCUGGGAGCCUCAGAAGCUGAUACUUCUUUCACACAAGAUAUGGAAAAUAUUGCUCAAGUUUGGGAGUGUUGUUCGUCAUCUAGUUUGGAGGAUUUGGAGGGAGAAAGUUGUACAGGUGACUCUCCUGUCAGACUCUCCCCUUUGUUGGACAGUGGUCCAUUUAACUUUAGAAAGUUGUCCGGAGCUUUCGCAGGGCCUCAUCUCCAAGAAGCCAGUGAUAGCAUCUCUGCCCUGAACUCCUGCUUUUCGCUUUUUGAGUUGCAGUACGAUAGCCCUACUUUUUCUUUCCCCAGUGACUCGCUCACAUGUGGUCAGGACAAUGUAGACUCAAGUAGCUGUUUAGAUCCACAAGGCAACAAACAAUCGCGUUUGCUAAUUUGGACCAAAAACAGUGCCUUCGAUGAAACGGAACACUGCUCUAAUUUAUCAACUAGGACCUGCAGUCCGUGGUCCCACUCAGAAGAGACGCGAUCAGAUAGUGAGCAGAUAGGUCCUCCAGCGGAUGAGUUUGCACAGUUUGGUAAUGAAGAGGUCCGUUGUAUUCCCCUUAUUCCACCUUCCUGUCUGGAGGAGGACCUUUUGGAUUUCUUGCAGGAGAACUCAAGUCACCAGCAAGGAGAACAGAGUAUAGGCACAGAGUCAAACCAGCCGUUCAAUAAGAAAUCGAAAUUGGAGUCUAUAUGUGGCAUCGCAUUAGAGCAGGAUGAGAGUAAACUGUAUAAUGCUGUUGUGUUUUCAGAUGUCCCAAAUCAACAAACUGAUGAAUACACCUCAGGGAUCAUAAAAGAUAUUUGGAUGGCUAUUGGAGACAGAGACUGUGUCUUAACACUUGGGGUGAAGAACGCAGGAGAGCACUUGUUUUCUGAGGAGGCUGCUGGCUACCAGUGCAGUUCUCUUGACAAGGAUGUAAAAGGUGAAAUCACUCAGAAGAAGGCUGUGCAGCGUUCAGAAUAUCAUCUUUGGGAUGAGCAUAAAAAGGAUGAGGGUCUUUGUAAAAACAAGCUGUCUAAAAUGGAUGGGGAUUAUACAACACCGUCCAAGCCCUGGAAUUGUAGUUCACAGGACAGCACAUCAUUUAUCCUCGGAGGGGUCUAUGGAGAGCUGAAGACUCUAAGUGGUGACAGGGAAUGGGCUAUGAUUCCACCCAGCGAUGCUUGUGGGAGUCUAUUGCAGUGUGCAGCAGCCGCAUCCUCUGACAUGGUAACCUUUGCUGGGGCAGACGUGUUCAUGAACCCAAGCAGUUGCUUUGCUCCUGGCCACAAGCCAUUGUGGAGACCGCUUGUGUCCCUCGGUCAAAACGAGCAGGCCACCAAAGGACCAGGGGAUGGUCUGAAUAAGGGAUUUUCUGUCGUCUUCCAUGAAGAUUUACUUGGAUCAUGUGGAAGCUUCCGUGGAGAAGAACCGGGACUGGAAUACCCGUUUUCAUCCUUUGAUCUAAACAACCCUUUUUCCCAGGUCCUGCAUGUGGAGUGCUCUUUUGAACCAGAGGAUAUGGCCUCGUUCAGCCCGGGAUUCAAGCCAAAAUCCAUUUUAUGCUCAGACUCUGACAACGAGCCCUUUUGCCCUUGGUUAUAUGGCAUCAACCGGACUCAGUAUCGGGCCAUUCGAAUUUCCCCAAGGACUCAUUUCCGGCCAAUAUCUGCCUCGGAGUUGUCUCCAGGAGGAUGCAGCGAGUCAGAUGUUGAGUCGGAGAAAGAGGAAGUAAGUCUUCCAGUCGGUCAGGUAGACCUCUUUGAUGACCCACAGGCUGACCUCAAGCCCCUCGAGGAGGAUGCAGAGUGUGAGGGUCCAUAUUAUGGGAAAUCGGAAUUAGAGUCGGGGAAGUUCUUACCCAAAUUAAAGAAGUCUGGCAUGGAGAAGAGUGCCCAGACAUCGCUUGAUUCGCAGGAAGGUGGAAGCACCCUGCUGCCCAUUACUGAACAAGAGAUUUGCGAACAUUGCGAGACUGCAGCAGUGUCGGAGUUGCAUUCUGAUGUGCAUUCCUCUGUUUUUCAACAAGAGGAAUCUUUCAAAGAGACAGAGUCUUGCAAAUCUGUUGCAACUGAUCAGAUUCCAAAAAGUGGGGAGUCAUUGGAUGGGGUUCAGGAUAUGCAUGAGUUUCCUCUGUUGAAUUUUGGAGAGCAGUGCUUAACUAAUAUACAGCAUGAGGAGUACUGGUGGCAAAGUACUCUAUGUUCUCCUUUGUUUCCAGGUUCUCAGUGCAGAGGAAGCAGUAAUGUAUAAAUCGUCUGCUGAACACCAAGGCAUAAUAAUGCCAGUUUUCUCACAUCACCUUCAACCAUAAUCCAGAGGAGGACCCUCAUAAAAACAUCAACCUCAGGGCCCAUGGGCUCUUAUUUACCCACACUGUCCUAAACCCUGUUAAUCCUCAAUCAGUUCACCUGAAACACCAUAUCAGUUUAGAGGAAAAACAUGGGAAUUGGUUGGAUGUGCAGUUAGAUGAUUUUGUUCAACAGCAUUUAUUAUAGACUUGUUUUCAGUCUGCUAAUUCCAUGGUUGAUCAUUUUUUGAAGAGAGUAAAAAAAGGCAUAGUUAAGCAUUAAGAAUGUUCUUUCAUUUACCCCUUAUAGAGUUUAGCUUCUAUUUUAUGUUUGAUCAAGGAUUAACUGUAGCUGUGGUCCUACUGAUUGUGCAUGUGCUUGUGAACCUAGUCUCAGUCUUUCUAAUAGCAUAAGUUUCUGUGACCUAACUAAGAAUACUCAGAAGUCAGGUUGAAAGCACUACGAUUGCAAAAUCCCCAGAUCCCAUUUAGUUUGAUGUUUGUGUGAGGUUUGGUGUGCUAAAGAAAAAAGUGCUGUUGAGCCCCCCAAUGCACACUUUUCUGUGCUGUUUUACAUUAACCUUCUGAUGGUGUCCCCAUUACAUGUUGCUUUGAGAGGAUACUAAGGAAUAAAAGAGGAUUGGAUUUUUACAAGCUCAACCCUGCAACAGGAAAACUGAAAAACAGAGAGCUCGUAUAACGCAGAGGGUUAAUACACAAAUAGAUCUCUUGCAAGGCUAUAUAUCCUUUAAAGUUGCUUGCAUUUCUUAAGUAUACCUCCUAAUACAGCCAUUGUGAUUGAUUGAUUUGAAUUGUUUAGCCAUUUAUUUCACCCACUUCAGGAUUUAAUAUAAAAACUUUUGGUGACAAAGAAUAGUUGCAAUAUCAAUAUUGUUCCAAAUCUUUAAACAGUUUAUUAUUUGGAAGUAAUUGUACAUAAUUUCUUAUAAGUUAUCGUUAAAAACUAUUACACACAAGAUUGCACAUAGAUGUUUCUAAGAUAUAUAUAGUUUUAUAGAGUGAAGCAAAGAUUGGUUUGUAGGAAAAUAAAGAGGGGUGCAUUAAGCAAUAUAUUUUGGCACACCAUAACUCAACCUUCUCAAAUCUUUUGUUAUAUGCAAAAAGAAACACAAAUUACAUUGCUUCUGAAAACUGGUAGAUUUCUUUCUAUUCACCCUUUUUUGCAGUGAAGGAGGACUAAACUGCUCUGUUGGUAUUUGUAGUGACAGGGGAAAGAAAGGAUGCAGGGAUGUAGUGUUACCCUUUUACGUUUGCAUAAAGAAUGCUGUUUGGUUUGAAAAGUUCAAGAUUAUUCACUUUCAGUCUUGUCAUUUUUGUAAUGCAGAAACUAAAUCCAGUCCAUACUAGCAUUGUUCAUUAUUUUGGCAUAUUCUCUUCGAUUACCUUUCACACAAUGAGAGGAUUUCUCCAUGUUUAGCCUGCCAUCUGCUGGCUUUAAUAUGUUCUAUCAGAUCUUUCCAGUUUAUUUUUUGUUACAGAUGUACCUAUUUGAAAAUGUUACACGUAUACUGCAUAAGCAGAUUGUAAAUGGUGUGACGUGUGCAUUUACAAGUUGAACCAUAAAAACUGGGACUUUGGGAACCAGAAAAAAAAAGAAUUUCCAAAAGCACCUUUGAUGUUUGUUUUGCUUUUAUUUAAACUUUUGGUAUGCAGGUUUUUUUCUAGAUAUGUGGGCCUAACAAAAGCUAAUGUUUAGGAUAUGCAGAUGCUGCUUUUCCACAUACACAUAUAAAACUGUGCUUGUGGCUUGAUGGAGCAUUACUUGCAAAUAUUUUAUAGUAGUCAAUCUGACAAAAAAUCUCAAAUUUAUGUCAACAUUUACCAAACAAAUUAUUUAAAAAUGACCUUUAUUCAUAACCUUACUUGGCAGAAGAGUUUUGUUUUGUUGUAACAGCAGAUUUUAUAAAAAAGGGUCACUAUUGCCUAUGCCCCAUAUCAAGUGAAAACGUGAAGAGGCAGGAUUUUGAGUUGCAAACUAAGCCCUUGUGUUUUGUAUGAGCCAGGUUAAAUUGGAUUGUUUAACUUUUUAUUUGCUUCAUAUGGUUAUGGGAGUGUGAUGUCUUGGAUCAUAAUAUCUAAUCUUUACAUAUGUGUAGUGAUUGAAGCCUUGUUGGAUGGCACAAAGAAGUUGUUUUACUAUAUGCUAUACAGCAAAGGUUUAUGGAUAUCUUAAAUUGCUUUUACUUUGACAAAUAACAUUAAAUUGUACUUUACGUUUUCCAAACUCAGUAAUUGAGAUUCCAAAAUCCAGUUUUUUUUCACUAUUAAUACUUGCUCUCUAAAACAUUUGGGGAUAAAGGUUUCCAUCCUCUGAAGUAGACAGUCCUCUGUGUUGUUAUUCUUUCAAGGGGUUGUUAUAGGGUGGAUGGGUGAUGGAAAACAAAAACCUUUUCAAUUUAUGUAUGUUGAGGGGCAUAAAUGAUAAAUAUGUGUGAUAAUUACGACACCAUAUGUAGAGCAAUUAAAGUUAAAGAUUUGCAAUAAAAAUCCUCUCUAAUUAACUUGAUAAACAUUUUAAAAUGUUUGAAUAAACUUUACAAAAAAAGAGUGAAACAGUUUUAUUUUAAGUCUGGCUUUGUGUGUGUCUGUUAGUGUGUGUGUGUGUGUGUGUGUGUGUGUGUGUGGUGGUGGUGGUGGUGUUUUUGGCGAAAGACCUUAAUACUCAUGUCUGUUGGAGAGUGAAAAUUGCAUUCAUUUGUCAUCUUGUUGAUUUCAGAGUUUUUUUUUUGAUUGUGUAUUUUGAAAGGGAGUGACAUCAGUGUGUUCUGAGAGGACAGCUGUUAUGUCUGCACUUACAGUUUUAAGUUUUGAUUGCAACGUUGUGCAGCUUUUAGUACUGAAUUGUUUCUUCAUUUCCUCUCUGUAACAGCUUCCUAAUUGGAGGCCAACCCUGUAUCUUUUCUCUCACAACAUGAUCAAAUUCAUCGAACCCCAGACAUAAAGUUGGUUGCAUUGUUCAAAUGCAAUCAGAGUACAUAAUUUUGUUUCAUGUGAAGUUCAAAACCUUUAAUAAACAUUUAAAAAAGUUUA
Messenger RNA from Triplophysa dalaica, 7572 nucleotides. RefSeq names its product KIAA0232 ortholog. The transcript has 8 exons. The record is from RefSeq and is a predicted model, not a curated record. Bases 513 to 4484 code for a protein of 1323 amino acids. Lineage: Eukaryota; Metazoa; Chordata; Actinopteri; Cypriniformes; Nemacheilidae.